AAUGGAAGAGUCAGUGAAACCAGAGUUCGCUUCCGCCUCUGACUGAGCAACAGUUGUGCCGGCGAUUCAAGGAAUGGAGUAAUUCGGGGAAUUUUUUUUAAAAAAAGCUGCCCCUCCUCCUCUUGUUCAAACGCUGCCUGAUGGUCCUAUGGUGAGCUCGGACCAACGGCUGGAGUCCCUUUAAAUCAGCACCUCUUUGCUGAGUCACGGAGCCCGUUCGCUGCUUGGGCCAGAGGAGCAGUUCAUUUCCUUUAAACCUGCUCCUUGCACCGCGUUCCAGUGUCUGGUGAUCGGAGCGUUUAAACCUCGGCCCUUCAAAGGGGGAAGGCAGCUGAAAUCCCCCCUCACCUUUCGGAUCCACCCACAAUCACAGCUGCUGCUUAUCGUGGUGAUGGGUACAGCUCGUACGCCUGGCUUGGACUCGGCUGUCGGGAGGUUAGGUUGUGCUGACGUUCCUAGCGGAUUAGGGACCGGAUUCUGGGCUUUUGAAGUGACUCCGUCUGGUAUUUGAGUCCAGGAGCUGACACUCGGAGAGCUUCUGAGUGAGGUUUCCAGGCAGUGGUGAGACAGCCAUGGCUCUGAUCGUCCACGUGUUGGCCGCCCUCUUCGGAACGGGCUCCUGGAUCGCCAUCAACGGGCUGUGGGUGGAGCUGCCCCUCAUUGUACCCGAGAUCCCAGAGCACUGGUACCUGCCCUCUUACCUCACCAUCAUCAUCCAGCUGGCCAAUGUGGGGCCCCUGCUCGUCACGCUGACACACAAGUUCCUGCCCGACCGGAGGGUGGAGUCGGCCGUCAUCUACGCCAUCGUGUGCAUCGGCAUCGUGGCCUCCUUCCUGCUGCCGUUCUUCUGGAGGUGGACCACCCUGUUCGCCGGCUCCCCCCGCAGCUUGGCGCUGCUAACUUUGGCCUUCUUCCUCUCCCUGGUGGAUUGCACGUCGUCUGUCACCUUCCUGCCCUUCAUGGCCCGCUUCCGGCCCAAGUUCCUGACCUCCUACUUCAUCGGGGAGGGGCUCAGCGGGCUGGUGCCGGGCCUUGUGGCCUUGGCGCAGGGGGUGGGGGUUGUCAACUGUGUCAACGCCUCCUCGAACGCCACCAGUGGGCUGGUGGCCCACUACCAGCCGGCCAACUUCCCCCCAGAGACCUUCUUCUUCUUCCUCAGUGGUGUCAUGGCCUUGUGCCUGCUGGCCUUUGUCCUGCUCAACCACCACCCCCGGGCGCGGCGCCAGCGAGCAGCGGAGGAAGGGUACGGCGAGAGGCCGGGCUCCGCCAGCGGGGGCCUGGAGUUGGGCGGCAGGGAGGGGGGGCCGGAGCAGAAACCCAUGAUCGGGAGGCCGGAUGCGGGGACCAAGGACGGGGGGAUCCCCCGCCCCCAGAUGGUGCUGAUCUUCCUGAUGCUGGCGUGGGUGAACGCGCUGACCAACGCGGUGCUCCCCUCCGUCCAGUCCUACUCCUGCCUGCCCUACGGGAACCUGGCCUACCACCUCUCGGCUGCCCUGGGGGCCGUGGCCAACCCGCUGGCCUGCUUCGUGGCCAUGUUCUACCCCAACCGGUCUCUGAAGCUGAUAGGCUUCCUGACGCUAGCUGGCACACUGGUGGGAUCCUACAUCAUGGGCAUGGCUGCCCUGAGUCCGUGUCCCUGGCUGGUUGACUCCAGAGCUGGCACCACUCUUAUUGUCCUGUCAUGGGUGGUCUUCGUGGGGACGCUGUCCUACGUGAAGGUGAUGAUCGGGGUGAUCCUGCGGGACGAGGGCCGCACUGCCCUGGUCUGGUGCGGGGCCGUGGUGCAGCUGGGCUCCAUGCUGGGCGCCCUCACCAUGUUUCCCUUGGUCAGCGUCUACAACCUCUUCCGCUCCGGAGACCCCUGCAACACCGUGUGCCCGGUCUAACCAGUGGCCGCAGGCGGGCGGGGCAGUGACGUACCUGGUAACAGAGUGGCGGAUGUGGGCUGUGUGCCUGUCACAUGACCCCCCCACCACCACCCUUUUUCCCCCCCCACCUCCAGCCUCCAGGCUCUGCCCCAAGGGGUUAGAGGGGAGGUGGGUGGGAGCUUCUCCCGUGGUUCUGCUGUCGUGUGGACAUGGAGAGAGGGAUCGGAUGUGACAGAGACAGAGGAGUUGGCGUCUGUGCUUGUUCCAUCCCAUCCCCCUCUUCACCCCCCCCCACCAGACGAUGGUCAGCGUGGUGGAAGGCCAUCCUUGGACCUGGUUCCUGUCCUGAUGGUGGGAACCAAAAGCCUCAGGAGAUCUGGAUCACACAUGGAUGCUGCCUGACCUGCUGAGUUCCUCCAGCAUUUGCUCCAGAUUCCAGCGUCGGCAGAAUUCCUUGUGUCUCCGGAUCAAACUCUGGUAGGUGGGAGCAUCCACGGGGAGGGUGUGGAGGGCAGGGUCGGGGUGCUGACACAGCUCCCUGACUCCAGGGCGGAGAUGCUGGUGUCAAUUUGGGUGCAGCCUGCCUCUUUUCCAAGAGCUUUAGGCGUCUUCGUUGAACCAGGAAUCCUCCAUCUAAAGUUGCAGCAGGGUGUGAUCAGGAGCAAGAGACCACUCUGCCCCUCUGUCAUUGUUCCUUCUUGCCCGAUUCCUGUUUGAAGUCCCGUCAAUCUGCGAUAUUCCAGCACAAAACAUCUCAGUUUUGUCAUUGGGUUGCAGACGUCAGAUGGGGUGCAAGAUCAUAAGGUGCAGGGGCAGAAUUAGAUCAUUGAGUCUGCUCCGCAAGGCUCCAGAUCCCUUCCUGGCUUCUGACUGUGUGAACCAAUGGAUUGGCUGUGCGUUACUGAUCGUACACCAGUUUCCGCUCCGGGAAGAAGGUUCUCUCUCUCCCUCAAUCUACAGUGUAGCCUAAGGGAUAGGUUACCAUAGCAGCAGCUGGAGAUCCGGACUGUAGGUUCAGAGACGCCAGUUUGGAUCCCUCGAAGGGAGCUGGGAAUUAUAAAUUAAACUGAUUAUCCAAUCCGGACUCGGUAAGGACGGCGAUGACCCUACUGUCUGUUCACGUAUGUCCUUCGGGAAGCAGUGUGUCGUCCUCGCCCACUCUGGGGAGAUGCCCAUUGUCCAACGUGACUGACGCUUAACUGAUUCCUCAGUUGGGGAGCGAUUGGGGUUGGCCAAUAAAUGCUGGCGUUUAAAGUGAUGUCCAGAUCCCGUAACUGAAUAAACUGAAAAAUCAACUCCUGAGGGGUCACUUAGACUGCUGACCACAGAGGACGGCACAGCACUGUACGGGCCCUUUGGCACACAAUAUUGUGCUAACCUAUAUAAACCUACUCCAUGAUCAAUCUAACCCUUCCCUCCUGCAUAGCCCAUAACCCUCCAUUUUUCUUACAUCCAUGUGCCUAUCUAAGAGCCUUUUAAAUGUCCCUGUUGUAUCAGCCUCUCCCACCACCCCCGGCAGUGCGUUCCAGGAACCCACCAAUCCGUGUACAAAAAAAAACACCUACCUUUGACAUCUCUCCUAAACUUUCCUCCUCUGACCUUAAACUGAUGGUAUUGGCUGUUGCCACCCCUGGGGAAAAGGUGCUGGCUGUCCACUCUAUGCCUCUCAUAAUCUUAUACACUUUAUCAGGUCACCUCUCAUCCUGCAUCGCUCCAAAGAGAAAAGACCUAGCUUGCUUAAUCUUUCCUCAUAAGACAUGCUCUCCAAUCCAGGCAGUAGCCUGGGAAAUCUCCUCUGCACCCUCUCUAAAGCUUCCACAUCCUCCCUAUAAUGAGGGGACCAGAACUGAACACAAUACUCCAAGUGUGGUGUAACCAGAGUUCUGUAGAGCUGCAACAUUACCUCACGGCUCUUGAACUCAGUACCCCGACUAAUGAAAGCCAAAACACCAUAUGCCUUUUUAACAACCCUAUCAACUUGCGUGGCAACCUGAUUCCUGUAAUGAGGUGACCAGAACUGAGCUCCAGCUGUAGUCUAACCAGAGUUUUAUAGAGCUGCAACAUUACCUCGUGGCUCUUGAACUCAGUACCCCGACUAAUGAAAUCCUGCUCUCUUGGAACAGCAACAGGGAGGUGAUAGGGAGGCAAAGCUCCUGACCCAACCGGAGGGACGAGGCUGGAGAUUUGGGUGACAUUAGCCACUGGGGUCCAAGCCAUCUAAUUUUUGGCCCAGUGCGGGACCUGGAACUGCCCUGCAUUGGGACAUUGGUUCCUCUCCUUCCCAUUGACCCUCAAAGGCGCAGGGAGCACCAGCCAAUCAAGGGCCGUGACUUGUGGCUGGUGGCUCCCCCUGGUGGUGGGAUGGGCUGGCAGCUUUAAUAAGGUGGGAGGCCACACUCUGGCAUCAUCCCGUUCCUCCUCUUUUCCAAGAGCUUUAGGCGUCUUCGUUGAACCGGGAAGGAGAGGUUUAUGGGCCAAGUGUGGGACUAGCUCGCUGGGCAGCACAGUCGGCAUCGAUGAGUUGGGCCAAAGGGCCUGUUUCCAUGUGGUAUGACCUUUUUUUUUAAAAAGCAAAACAACCCACUGCUGCUCUCUCUGGAGUGGCCAAGGCUGUUGCUCGGGGAGGGAGGGGACGUGCUGUCUGGACAGGGAUCUCCUCCAUCCUCCACCCAGGAUGUGGUGGACGACUGUUACUCUGAAGGUGAAAGGGCCACCGCUGGGCUGGAGCAGAGCCCCAGAACACACUCUGCCCAACAAAGCUAAAUGUGGAAACCUGUCCACCCAACGAAGACCAAAGACACUUCUCAUAAACCCAAAUUCUGGGCUUAUCUGCACCUUCCUCUGCUUCCUGGUGCUAUUCAAGCCCUGCUGCUCCCACUGGUACACUCUAGUUCUCGUGUUUGAAUAAGUGUUCUUCAGGUUUCAUUUCUAACUGGCUGGAAAUGAAGAUUAUGCCACAAUAAAGUAUUUGUUGAUAGUGAA
Pristis pectinata (smalltooth sawfish) is the source of this 4850-nucleotide messenger RNA. RefSeq names its product riboflavin transporter 2-like. The transcript has 6 exons. Gene Ontology annotation, biological process: riboflavin transport. Gene Ontology annotation, molecular function: riboflavin transmembrane transporter activity. The record is from RefSeq and is a predicted model, not a curated record. Gene Ontology annotation, cellular component: plasma membrane. NCBI's taxonomy places the organism in Eukaryota, Metazoa, Chordata, Chondrichthyes, Rhinopristiformes, Pristidae. Bases 573 to 1886 code for a protein of 437 amino acids.